Molecule: messenger RNA, 1281 nt
Organism: Setaria italica (foxtail millet)
Lineage: Eukaryota; Viridiplantae; Streptophyta; Magnoliopsida; Poales; Poaceae
Product: UPF0481 protein At3g47200
Exons: 2
Coding region: 1-1281 (426 amino acids)
Source: RefSeq, a predicted model, not a curated record
AUGGAGCUCCAUGACCCGGAAGCCGGCCUGGUCCCUCCUCACCAGAGGGACCUGUCCUUCCGCCUGUCCACCAGCAACGCGGCGUUCCGCGCGGCGCAGCACCGGCACAGCCGGCCGCUCAUCAUCCAGAUGGUGCCGCAGAGCGUGCGCGGCGGCCUCGAGGAGCGCUACUUCGCGCCGGAGGUGGUCUCCAUCGGGCCCUACCACCACCGCGCCUCGCCGCACCUCGUCGAGAUGGAGCAGGUGAAGGAGGCCGUGGCGCACGAGUUCUGCCGGAGCGCGCUGAAGGGGAAUAAUACUAGCAGGAAGCCGGCCGUCGAUCUGUUCCUCGACGCAGUCCGGCCGGUCCUCCCGGAGGCGCGGCUCUGCUACGCCGACGCGUUCGACACGAUCGCCGGCAACGACUUCGCCAACAUGAUGGUCGUGGACGGGUGCUUCCUGCUCGCCGUGGCGGCGAUCCUGACCAAGGACUACCCAGCCGAGCUGGAGCACUGGUCGUGGACGCACGGCCGCAUGCUGCGGAUCAUGAAGGACAUCCUGCUGUUCGAGAACCAGAUCCCCUGGGCCGUGGUGCGCGCGCUCAUGGCGCUGCGCCCCGUCCGCGUCGACGAGUUCGUCGCCAAGCUCCUCGCCUACCUCGACGUCCGCAGCCGGGAGCCCCGCGGCACCUCGGCGGGCCGGGCGCCGCCACCCGACGGCGACGUCCGGUACUGCGACUACGCGCGCCCGUUCGCGCACUUCACGUCGGCGGUGGAGCUCGCGGAGGCCGGCAUCCGGAUCCACGGCAGCGGCACGUGCCGGGUGACGGACGUGAGGGUGGAGCCGGCGGCGCUCCGGGUCGGCCGGCUCGCGCUCCCGCAGCUGGCGCUGAGCUGGCUGCCGCGUUGCUGGCUCAUCAACAUGGUGGCGCUGGAGUGCGUGACGGACCGGUCGGAUCAGAGCGGGGUGAGCUCGUACCUCGCCAUCCUCGGCUCGCUCAUCCGCACGGAGCGGGACGUGCGGGAGCUGCGGGCCAGGGGGAUACUGUUCAGUACCAUGAGCGACCAGCGCACCGCCGAGUUCUUCGAGUCCCUGAUGGACCCGCUGCCGCGGCAGGAGCUCUACCUCCGGACGCUGGAGGGCAUCGUCCAGCUCCGGGGCACGAGGAGGACGAGGAGCGGCCUCCACGCUGUCUACUACAGGAACAGGAGGAUCAUCUUGGCCGCCGCUCCCCUGCUCAGUCUCCUCGUCGCCAUCAUCGGCAUUGCGCUCACCAAUUCCCUCAAACGCAAGUACUCCUAG